AAAUUAGUCAAUACCACUCAAGAAGGAAAAAAAAUAUAUUGGAAAGAUCAUUCUCAAAAAUAAUCGUUAUGAUGAUGUACUUAGUUGUUGUGGCAGUAGUUUACCUCAGCAUAAUUGAUAAGCUUGGUGCUCGCUCAAUUGAGUUGCCACAGUACAAAGUGGUCUACUCUGAAUCAGAUUUUGAGGUCAGACUCUACCCAGAAUGUUCAUGGAUGUCAGCUUUAGUCCGAGGAACAACUUCAUUCGAAAACUCCACCAAAGAAGGCUUUCACAGGUUGUAUCAAUACAUUCAUGGAGCCAACCUUAACUCAACCAAAAUUCCAGUGAGUGCUCCUGUGUUAACAAGCAUUAUUACUGAUGUUGAUUCUUCAUCAUCAUCGUCACAUGGGUUGGACUAUUACGUAAGGCUUUAUUUAUCUACUAAAUAUGAUCAUAAAGCAACUCCACAGCCCUUACCAGAGCUGAAUCUGCAGCUUAACAAUUGGAAAAGUCAUUGCAUAGCCAUAAGAAAGUUUGCUGGGUUUGCUAAGGAUGAUAACAUUGAUAAAGAAGUUGAUUCUCUGAAGAACAGUCUUAUUACUGAUACUAGUACUAGUAGUUCCUACACCAUUGCUCAGUACAAUUCUUCGCGCCACCGAACUGGUAGGUUGAAUGAAGUUUGGAUCAAUGUCGUUUCAGGUUUUACUGCCGAGGGAUGCCCUACUUUUCAAGGGGAAUAAAUGUUGUUUUGUUAGCCUAGCUAUGUUAGGUAAAUAAAUGGAGUAAUAAUAGGGUGAAAACUGGGUUGAUAUUUUCACUGUUGGAGUCUAGAAAGAAUUUAUGAUGUUGGUUGUUAACAAGUGCAAGAAGGACAUAUUUUAUAUAUGCAUUUUGGUGUGAAAUUCACACCAAUUCAAUUCUAAUAGCACGGUAAACAUUGCAGCAUUUUGGAAUGGUACAGUGUCUCAACAUAUAACGGUAUAAUGCCUUUUUUCCUUUUUUUAUAUUUUUUAUAUUAAUAUUUUAUAAAUAAGUUAUAUUAUUUUAUUUA
Molecule: messenger RNA, 1030 nt
Organism: Humulus lupulus (European hop)
Lineage: Eukaryota; Viridiplantae; Streptophyta; Magnoliopsida; Rosales; Cannabaceae
Exons: 2
Coding region: 69-719 (216 amino acids)
Source: RefSeq, a predicted model, not a curated record